GGUAGACACAAUUAAAUUUCAAGAGUUCAAAAAACAAUAGAAAUAAUAAUGAACUCUUCUUUUCAUCUCACAUUAGCAGCUUUGUGCUGUGUAGUGGUUGUGCUUGGAGGGUUUCCCUUCUCUUCAAAUGCACAACUUGAUCCUAACUUCUAUAAGGACACAUGUCCAAAUGUCACUUCCAUUGUCCAAAGUAUCUUAGCAAACGUUUCUCAGACAGAUCCUCGUAUCCUUGCCAGUUUCAUUAGGCUUCAUUUUCAUGAUUGUUUUGUUCAAGGUUGUGAUGCAUCACUCUUGUUGAAUGACUCUGAUACUAUCGUGAGUGAGCAAGGAGCUUUGCCAAAUAGAAACUCAAUAAGAGGUUUGGAUAUUGUGAAUCAAAUCAAAGCCGCAAUCGAACUUGCUUGUCCUAGUGUUGUGUCUUGUGCAGAUAUUCUUGCACUUGGUGCUAAUGUUUCCUCCGUUCUGGCUCUUGGUCCUGAUUGGGAAGUUCCAUUAGGAAGAAGAGAUAGUUUCAAUGCAAAUCAAAGUCUUGCUAAUUCAAGCCUUCCUGGUCCCCGAUUUCUUCUUGAUGAAUUAAAAACCUCCUUUCUUAAUCAAGGUCUCGACACUACUGAUCUUGUUGCACUUUCAGGUGCUCAUACGAUUGGAAGAGGUGUAUGCCUUUUAUUCAAUGAUCGAAUGUACAAUUUCAAUAACACCGGAGUUCCUGAUCCAACUCUAAACACAACCUUACUACAAUCAUUGCAAGCAAUAUGCCCAGAUAUUGGCGUUCUAGGUACCAACCUCACCAAUUUGGAUGUAAGCACUCCCGAUACAUUCGACUCAAACUACUACUCCAAUCUUCAAGCUGGAAAUGGUUUGUUUCAGAGUGAUCAAGAGCUUUUUUCCACACCUGGUGCUGAUACCAUUGCCAUUGUUAAUAGCUUUAGCAGCAAUCAAACUCUUUUCUUUGAAGCUUUUAAGGCCUCCAUGAUUAAGAUGGGUAAUAUUGGAGUGUUAACUGGAACUCAAGGUGAAGUUAGAACACACUGUAACUUUGUUAAUACUGUUAGUCUUGCUACCAAAGUCACCAAAGAUUCAUCAGAAGAUGGUAUUGUUAGCUCAUUCUAAGUAAUUUAAGACAAGUUGCAUAAGAAAGGUAUCUACCCAAUAAAGAGUGUUUUCUAGGGGCACAUAUAUACAUGUGCUCUUUUGUGGAUUGUGAUAUGUUUUGUAUUUUAUUUUGUAAUCUAUGGCUACUGAAUGCAGUGUGUUUGUAAGUUCUAUUUCGCUCUAUUAUGAUAAUUAUGUCAUAUUAAUAAAAUUGUGUAUGUAAAAAAAAGGUUUGAUCACUUUCA
This is a messenger RNA of Medicago truncatula (barrel medic), 1337 nucleotides long. Its product is annotated as peroxidase A2. Gene Ontology annotation, biological process: response to oxidative stress; hydrogen peroxide catabolic process. Bases 49 to 1110 code for a protein of 353 amino acids. The record is from RefSeq and is a predicted model, not a curated record. Lineage: Eukaryota; Viridiplantae; Streptophyta; Magnoliopsida; Fabales; Fabaceae. Gene Ontology annotation, molecular function: heme binding; peroxidase activity. The transcript has 4 exons.